Acaulospora morrowiae is the source of this 930-nucleotide messenger RNA. Lineage: Eukaryota; Fungi; Glomeromycota; Glomeromycetes; Diversisporales; Acaulosporaceae. The record is from the annotation of a GenBank genome assembly.
AUGGUGGAUUCAACUAGUGUCUCAACAUUAAAACACCAAGUUCACAUCCUCCGUUAUGAUUUAGCGGAGAAGAAAGCAUUGCUAGCCACUGUUCAAAAAAAACUCAACAGGCACCGACCACAGUACCAGUCACCUGGCAACGGUGACCUAACUGGCACCGCCAUAAUGACUCAAGAAUCAACCACUGGCAAGGUGAUUGGUAAUUUACGGCAUGAGAUUGAAUCUUUAAAAAAGGAGGUGGCCGACGCAAAAACCCAGAUUCACAUCUGCAAAGUGGCCAGGGAUCGCGCUGAUCGCCAAGUGCAGGAUCAUGCGGCCUCUCAUCAGACUUUGCAAUUGGAGAUUGAAUCGUUGAAAGGUAUGUUAGAACGGAAAGAACGACAAGUACGGGAGUUGGAGGAAUCAACAAAAAGUCGAGAACAAAAGAAAACUGAUAUGAGAACGGAACGAGAUGAAUCUAACACAAAAUUAAAACAAUCUGAAAUACGAGCAGUUGAGCUGCAAAAACAAUUGAUCGAAGCAUUAGCGUGCAGAGAACAAGCUGAGAUGCAAUAUAAAAUCCUGAGCAGUGAAAUGGAAUCAUUUAAAAAACGAUAUGUGGACGAUGUCGAAUUGAUAAAACGAGAGUACAAAGAGCUACGAGAGGAAAUGAGCUUGACCGCAAAAGAAUUACAACAUACGGUAGUUAAUGCAGAAUCUCAAAUAGUGGAAAUGACGGAGAAAAGGCAAAAGGGGAUUGAGGAGUUGAGUGGUAUACAUCAACAAUUGAAGGUACAUCAUGAGAAAUCGACCGAGAAAUUGACGAAAGAAAUCGAAGAAAUGAAAGUGGAAAUCGAAAAUUCGAAUAAGAAAACCAGUGAACAUGCCACAAAGGUGGCCUAUAUAAACCAUGAAUUGACGGUCAAGCUGAAAUGGAUGAAGAAUGCUUGA